CUCUGGAAGUUUUUGGGAUUUCCAAAGAAUGGCAACUUUAGCCAAAGACAGUUGAAAGAGAAGUUGGAGGAAUACGAGCAGGGGAAAAUUAAGAAAAUACAGAAGCGGAAACAGAAAGUCAUUGGUAAGUUUAUGGUAUGUGGAAAGAAGAGACUGAUAAAGGAUUUAGGCAGAGUAGAGUAGAGUAGGGACUACUGAUCAAUGUGUUCUGGCUUCUCCUACUAGAGUGGAUGUGGACCUGGACUGCCCUACAUCUAGCCAACCUCCCUCUUAUACUGCUUUGUGAAAGUGAGCGGUUCCUGAAACACGGGCAGAAAUGCCGCCGAAGUUGUCUCAAGAUAGUCCCCCUCCUGCCCGGAAGAUUUAUCCUUCACUCGCGGCCAACCUUGGUGCGACGUCCCCAACUGCUGGGAGAACAUUUCUGACUGCAAACAGAAACAGUGGGAAAGAGUCACAGACUAUCAUAAUAGACUGCGGGAUGGGCCGCAAACCAGACGGGGCUAAUGAUUCUCCCCGGGAACAACAGUGUAAGAUAAGACUGGUUGCAGGUCUGCUCCCAGAUUUGCAGAAACAUGUAAAAUAGCACAGCGUGGCCUUGGACGAGGGCCGCAUGGAAAUCAUUUGGCUGUAUAUCAAGCAUGCUGAAAAAGUCUAUGAGGGCCGAGAAGAUAAGAAGAAAGACAAUAAAGGGAUGCGUGAAACGAAACUACAGAUGGCCCAACUAGGUUUCUACAGCGGCUACGACCAAAGAGGCCGAGGACGUGGUAGAGCUAGAGGACGAGCACAGACUCAAGGCAGAGGAGGAGGUUAAGCUAAUCGCUACAAUUCAGACAAUGCCUGCCUCUGUUGUGGUUCGCUUGAACAUUGGAUUCGCAAUUGUCCUGAAAAGGACACGAGAGAAUAUGGCCAAAGGAAUAGAGACAAUUUUAAUUAUGGUGGAUUUACAGUGAAUAAUCCAAGAGGAACACGUAGGACUGAGAACUACCAAGAGGAGGAGUAUUGACGGUCAGAGGGGGCUGGUCAGGACAUAUCUACCGGCGAGAUCAAUCCAUUGCAUGACCCCGCAUAUAUUGAUGUUAUGCAGACACAUAAUGUACAAGCAUUUAGAGAACAGGGAGCUGGCAUGCCGGGACACCAUGUUGACGUUUGACCAGCUCGUCGACAUGGCGAUCCGGCUGGACAACCUGCUAGCCACCCACGGACACACCGGGAAUGAUCUGCCCCCUCCGGCACACCCCGUCGUCAGACCUGAACCCAUGGAGGUGGGAGGCACCGCACAAAGGGAGACAGUGCGGCCUAGGGAGUGUUCCUUUUGUGGGAGGAAGGGGCACUCUGCCUCCCACUGUUUCCAGCAGAAAAGGGUCGAGCAGAGAAAGCCUGACACCCCUACACAGAGUCAGGACACGUUUGAAAUAACAGAGCAUCCUGCAUUCUUGAUUCAGUGGCGGAUUCAGGAGACCAAGUAUAAAUGGAAAAUUAUUUUGGGAUUUAUACUGCUGAUAAUUGUUCUUGCAGUAACUCUUCUGUUGUGGCUUUUUUGGUAGCUUGGAGAAUGCUUGUUAAAGUGAAGUACAGAGAACAUCAAAAAUAUGUCAAGGUUACUGAGAGUGAUGGGAACUAUGAUUACCAGCUUUUCCACCAAGCAGUAAUUGACAAAUUUGGUCUGCCCCCUGACACUGAGAUCAUUUACAAAGAUUCCUCGGGAACAGAAGUUGACCCGGACAUCUUUUCCGAACUGUUGAAUAAAGGGGAGGAUUUGUUGAAGGUCUAUGUGACUGAUGAUUUUGAGGAUGUAUCAGUGUGCUCCGAAGGAUCAUACCCUUCAGAUGCCUCCACAGUCGUGCUGGAUGAAAGCCAGGGUGAGACCCAAAGCAAGAAAAUAAGAAAAGAUGACCAAAGGAGCAAAGAAGCAGCCAAAAAUAUGGUCACUGAAGUUCUACAAAGAAAGCCUGGGGGGGAGAAAAUCUUUCAGGAGUACCAAAAAACCAUGUCACUGUCAGAUGGAACCAGACGACAGCUUGUGAAUAUGUUGGUUGCUGAUAUGGUGGAGGUGCAUGGACGGAUUCCUCCGCAGGCUGUACGAAUCAACUAUGCCCAAGGUAUUGUGGCCUUGUUCCCAUACCUAGAGGACCCAUUGGCGAAGCAUGGAUAUGAACACUUCUAUGAUCCAGCGUCAGGUUCCGGGUACCUUUCUUGGCGUCUUAAGACUGUGCAACGAAGUUCAUCUGAUCAGUCUAGGUCUCGGGUAGCAGAUGAACAGUGCAAUGGUGGUCCAAAAGCUGUAAGAGGCUCAGCUACUGCCGUACAACAACUGACUGAUAAUGAGUGUGAAGAAGCAAUAGCUGUGAUGAAUCAUUCCUCUGAUGAAGCACUAGUUGCUGAGAAAAUGAAGGCCACUUUUGAACACAGGCAGAAACUGGUCCAUGAUCCUGACAAGUCUGUGGAGGUCCUGGACACUUUCCCCAGAUUUCUUGACAUAACUGGCCUUAUUGAGCAGGACUUCCUGAAGCUUUUCGGAGAGGAGACAUCCGGGAAGUUCUUAGCCAGAUGGCCAACGUUUUUCAGACCACACAUCAUCAAAGAUGCCAAAAGGCUAGGACCCUGUCUCCAUGUUGAGGCACUAAUACGGUCUGCACAAGGUGACGGUGAUGGUGGGUCACAAAAAGUCUGCAAAAAUCAGUGCCCUUCAGGCAGAGGACUACUUGGUGAGGUAUCUGCAGGUUGGUGCAAGCAUUUCAAUCUUCUUAUCCAGUCUGGAACCUUCUCAGCCCUUCCUGCUUUGUGUCGGCACACAAAAAAACAAGAUCCAGAAGUACUAUGUCAUCAUGGACAAAAAGGCAAUUCCAUGCCGAGCACACACAUCAAUUGCAGCAUUUGACGAGCUAUUUAAAACACAUUUUGUAUUCAGAACAUCGUACAGCGAGGCACUGGAUGGGUUUUACACCUUUAUCCAAACAGCAGUUUACAACAUUGAUGUUGGUAAAACAAAAGAGAAGCCAAGAGUGAGGGAACUAAGG
This is a messenger RNA of Esox lucius (northern pike), 3017 nucleotides long. RefSeq lists its product as uncharacterized. The record is from RefSeq and is a predicted model, not a curated record. The transcript has 13 exons. The coding region runs from base 1469 to 2878 and encodes 469 amino acids. Gene Ontology annotation, molecular function: nucleic acid binding; zinc ion binding. NCBI's taxonomy places the organism in Eukaryota, Metazoa, Chordata, Actinopteri, Esociformes, Esocidae.